Messenger RNA from Aspergillus ibericus CBS 121593, 1488 nucleotides. It is a transcript of the gene pigc, whose product is annotated as phosphatidylinositol N-acetylglucosaminyltransferase. The record is from RefSeq and is a predicted model, not a curated record. Gene Ontology annotation, cellular component: glycosylphosphatidylinositol-N-acetylglucosaminyltransferase (GPI-GnT) complex; membrane. Gene Ontology annotation, biological process: GPI anchor biosynthetic process. The transcript has 2 exons. The coding region runs from base 1 to 1488 and encodes 495 amino acids. Lineage: Eukaryota; Fungi; Ascomycota; Eurotiomycetes; Eurotiales; Aspergillaceae.
AUGCCUUCCCUGCCUGACUCGCCUCCCCCGGUCCCUCCGCCCGUGCCCGUCGAGACGCAUCCGAACCGGACCGUCGGCGUCAAGUCCACGCCUACCGCGCCACGAGCCCUCCCGGAUCCCACCCGCCUGGCCCCUGAAGAUGCAUAUUACACCUCAUCCGUGCCCCGGGCUCGACCGACAGCCACCGGCUACGAUGAAUCGCUCCGCGUGCUAAACGGGAAUGCCGCCUCCGUGGCGGCAUUGCGACCUCCGCCCGCGGUGCCGGUAGGGAGUCGCAAGGUGCGCGGAACUAGUCGACGGAGACGACGGAAGGGGGCGUGGAAGAAGCUCCUGUGGGUGAAGCAGUCGUAUCCCGAUAAUUACACCGACACCGAGACGUUUCUGGACCAUCUUCAGCGGAAUCCCCGGGUGCGGCCUUACGAUUUCUGGCCGUUGGUGGCGGACUCGACGGUGAUUGUACAACAUGUGAGCUCGGUGGCGAUAUUCGUCUGCUGCUUUGUGGGCAUUGUGCAGGGCCGGGUGAGUCCGGUGUCGGUCGUGUGUUGGGGCAGUGUCGGCACCGCGUUGGGGUGGAUCUUUUGGGACUCUUGGAUACUGAGGGAACAUGUGGAGAAUGCGCAUGGCGCGGAACGGGCAUUGGAGGGGGAUGAUGGGUCGAGCUCGAGCUCCAUGACUAGUUCGGUCAAUCCGUCUGGGACGAGCUCGCGCGCCAACGGGCAGAAGGAGCACCAGGUGCACGGGCUGGGACUGAGCAUGGCGCAGGGCGACAGCGAGCUGGUUCGACGGCAUAGUACGUGGUAUGUUGGGGAUGCCUACGGGGGUCAAGAACCGGGGUCUCCUGGGCCGUCCAAUGGGAUGUUCAACGGCUCUCCUGAGCCAGACAUGUCGACGUUUUCCUCGCGCAAUCGACAGCGGUUGUCGACGGUCAAGUCGGCCUUUCUGAUCUACUUCGCACUGCUCGGGCUCAGUCCGAUCCUCAAGUCGCUUACGAAAUCCACGGCCAGUGACUCGAUAUGGGCCAUGAGCUGCUGGCUGCUGAUCAUGAACAUCUUCUCCUUUGACUAUGGAAGCGGGGAGGGCGCGGGCGCCACCAAGUUUCCGGCCUCUCUGUCGACCAAUGCAGCGGUGAUGGCGUCGACGGUGCUCGCGUCGCGGCUGCCGUCGACGACGCAUGUGUUCAGUCUCAUGCUCUUCUCGAUCGAGGUGUUUGGACUGUUCCCCAUAUUCCGGCGCCAGCUGCGCCAUGUGUCUUGGACGGGGCAUGUGCUACUCACGUUGGGGUUGGUGAGCGUUGCUGGCGGCGCGGUGGGGAUCACACUCCGCGGGGGAUGGGCGGCGGCAGUGGUUGGGUGCAUUCUGGGGAGUAUCCUGACGGCGCUGGGGAUGGGGGGAUGCAGCUGGUGGCUGAUCAGUCUCCAGAAGUAUAAGAAUGUGGUGACGGGGCCUUGGGAUCCGGCCCGUCCGAUUAUCCGACGCCAUUGGGAUUGA